UAUUUUUUUCUUGGUGAUGGAUAAAUAAAGUUGUAAGGGCUCUUGCUUUAAGGAAUUGGACCUUUGUUUCCUUUCCUUGGAUCAAAUUUGAAUGGCUCACAUUCUCCCAGCAUGCUCAGCAUGAGGUGGCGACUGUUAGUGGCAGCAGUGCUGGUGGGCUCCUUCCUUGAGGCUCUCCCUGUCAAGGAUAAGACAGCAGAGGAACACAAGAGUGAUGAACACAAAGAUGGGGAGGAGCACAACGAAGACUGGGAAUUAAAUUUGGAAUAUGGUCGAUACUUAAAAGAAGUUGUACAAGCACUGGAAAGUGAUGCAGCCUUCAGGAAGAAACUAGAAACUGCAGAGGUGGAUGACAUCAAGUCUGGCAAGAUUGCACGAGAACUCCACUUUGUCGACCAUAAUGUUCGUACUAAGCUGGAUGAGCUGAAGCGUCGAGAACUUGAACGUCUCCGCCACCUAGCAAUCAAGGAGCAUGAGAAGGAGACAGGUGUGGAUCGAAAUUUGCUGAAGGUUCCUGUCCACAUUGACCAUAAGAAUCCUACCAGAUUUGAAGUGGAAGAUUUAAAGAAGCUAAUUCUCAAGACUACAGAAGACUUGGAAAAAGUUGAUGAACAGCGUCGUACGGAAUUUAAAAAUUACGAAAUGGAAAAAGAGUUUGAACGACAGCAAGAACUGGCUAAGAUGGAUGAAGAACACCGCAAGAAGGCUGAAGCUGAACAUGAGGAAGAGAUUAAGAAACAUGGACGUCACAGUAAACUCCAUCAUCCUGGCUCAAAAAAGCAGUUAGAAGAGGUGUGGGAGGAGCAGGAUCAUAUGCAGCCUGAGGACUUUGAUCCCAAGACUUUCUUCCACCUUCACGAUCUUGAUGGUAAUGGCUUCUGGGAUGAGAUGGAAGUGAAAGCUUUGUUCAAAAAAGAGCUUGACAAGAUGUAUGACCCUAAUGCUCCAGAAGAUGACAUUAAUGAACGCUUUGAAGAAAUGGAGAGAAUGCGUGAACAUGUUUUUAAGGAGUCAGAUCUUGACAAGGAUAAUCUUAUCAGCUUUCAAGAGUUUGUGGAACAAACAAAGCGAGCAGAGUUUGAGCAGGAUGGUGGAUGGCAGGGUCUAGAUGAGCAGGAGCUAUACUCUCAGCAAGAAUACGAGCAGUUUGAACGUGAACGUCAGGAGGAAAUCAGGCGUUUGGUUGAGUCUGGAUCAAUCCCACCCCCUCCUGGCUACCAUGGGAUGCCACCUGCCCAGCCGGCCAUAUAUCAUGGUGAGCCCUACCCUGGAUCACAUGCUGCUGCUGUUGCUCAAGGACUGCAUCCCUCAAAUGCUGAUUCUCAGCAUGGGCAGCUACCACAAGCCCACCCCAAUAGCAUUCCUCAAGGCUAUCAAGCAGUACCUCAAGGAUACCAGGCACUUCCUCAAGGAUACCAGGCAGUUCCUCAGGGUUACCAGGCGGUUCCUCAGGGAUACCAAACAGCUCCCCAGCAGGUGCAGUAUUACCAGCAAGGGGUACCAUAUCAGCAGGUCCCAGGUCAGCCUUUAUCUGGUCAACCCAUCCAAGGGCAGGUUCUACAAGGUCAGCCAGCCACAGGACAAGUUGUGCAAGGUCAUCCACUGCAAGGAAAUAUACAAGGUCAGGGACAGGUUGCACAAGGUCAGGCUGCCCAAGGACAGGUUGUACAAGGUCAGGCUGCCCAGGGGCACAUUACACAAGGUCAGGUUGCCCAGGGGCAAGCUGCACAUGCUUUGACUGCCCAGGGACAGGUUUCACAAGGUCAGGCCAUCCAGGGGCAGGUUGUACAAGGUCAUGUUGACCAGGGGCAGGUUGCACAAAGUCAGGCUGCUCUGGGGCAGGCUGCACCAGGCCAUCCAGCUCAAGGACAAAUUGUAAAUGUCCAGCCUCUCCCAGGACAGGUUAUACAAGGUCAGCAUUCCCAGCUACAGGGGCCUGUUGUUGGUCAGAUUCCUAAUGCUCCUUUAGUAGCUAGUAAUGUUAUAGCUGGUCAACACUAGACAGAUCAGUAAGGUCUUCUUGUUCAUCUUCAAUGUCGAGAACAUGCAUUUACCGUACGUGGCGCCAGCUCUAGGCAGGUGUUGUGUUGGAUGAAUAUUUUUCUCAUGGAUGUUCAUGACAGUAUUUUUAAAAAUACUCCUUGAUGAUAUUGACAGCAUAUAUCUGCAGGUAAUGCUUGACUGAUUUGUUCUGGUAAGAAGUCAUAAAUUUUUAAAGUUAUUUUGACAUCCAUUGCUUCUGGUUGUGGUUUAAGCUGCAGUUGUUGUAUACAGUAUUGUGUCAGUACUGAACUAAUUAGGGAAUGAGAAUUUAAAUUUUUAGGUAUUAGAUUAAUCCCACAAAGUUUUAAUUCUUAUACAUGUCUUUUCAAAGUUAAUGUUGACUUAAAGGGUUCAUGCUAUUAUAAUUUUAAAAGUUUUUGUUGUAUUAGGGGCAGCUGAUUCAUCAACUUGGAAUAGUUGAAGAUAUAUGACCCCAUACUUGUUUAUUGCUUCCAUGGAAUAUUGUGCAGUAGUUUGGACCUUUUCAGUGCAUUAGUGUGGGAAUUAAUUUUUUUUUUUGAUAAGCUACUGCUUCAUGAAGAAUUUUGACUUUAUUAUACCAAUUCAGUUAUUGGUUAUCACUUAUGUUGAGAAUAAUAGUAGUCCUUACUUUGUCUUUUAACUACACUCCUGAUUUUAUGAGUGAACUGUUUUAAUUAAAACUCUUUGCUUUUAAUUUAACUAUAAGAACCAGUCUUACCUAAAGCGGGUGAAUAAUUUAAUGCAUUAAAUUGUUUUUACAAUAAAUGAAUGCAAUAUAUUAUAAUAAAUUCCCAAUGUACUUCUGCAAUUAUGAGUCAGUUUGCUAGUAUGGCAAGAUGUAAGACAACUUUGAUUAAAAUAACCAGGAAUUUGUCUUUGAUGUAUCAGUAUGUAGGAAAAAUCUUCCAUGUAUUUGAGUAAAAAUAAUUGAUAUUGAUAAGUUUACUCUUUUAUGUUGGUUAUCAAACAGAUGAUGUUAAUGUAAAUGAAGAAUCCUGCAAAUCCUGGCAUCAAACAUGUGAUUUCUAUGGAAAGAUAUUGAUGUACCUUUUUUUUUUUUUUAUGGAGAUUAAUGACCAUUACAUUACAAUAUUUGCAGUUAGGAAUAUAUACGCACACACGCACGCACGCACGCACGCACACACACGCACACACACACACACACACACACACACACACACACACACACACACACACACACACACACACACACACACACACACACACACACGCAGCAUACGGGCGCCUGGCAAACCUACGGAUAGCGUUCCGAUACCUCAGUAAGGAUUUGUUUAAGACUCUGUAUACCAUCUACGUCAGGCCCAUACUGGAGUAUGCAGCACCAGUUUGGAAUCCACACCUAGUCAAGCACUUCAAGAAAUUAGAGAAAGUGCAAAGGUUUGCAACAAGACUAGUCCCAGAGCUACGGGGAUUGUCCUAUGAAGAAAGGUUGAGGGAAAUCGGCCUGACGACACUGGAGGACAGGAGGGUCAGGGGAGACAUGAUAACGACAUAUAAAAUACUGCGCGGAAUAGACGAGGUGGACAAAGACGGGAUGUUCCAGAGAUGGGACACAGACACAAGAGGUCACAAUUGGAAGUUGAAGACUCAGAUGAAUCAAAGGGAUGUUAGGAAGUAUUUCUUCAGUCAUAGAGUAGUCAGACCAUGGAAUAGCCUAGAAAGUGAUGUAGUGGAGGCAGGAACCAUACAUAGUUUUAAGGCGAGGUAUGAUAGAGCUCAUGGGGCAGGGAGAGAGAGGACCUAGUAGCAAUCAGCGAAGAGGCGGGGCCAGGAGCUGUGACUCGACCCCUGCAACCACAAAUAGGUGAGUACACACACACACACACACACACACACACACACACACACACACACACACACACACACACACACACACACACACACACACACACGCACACACACACACACACACACACACACACACACACACAUACACACAUACACACACACACACACACACACACACACACACACACACACACACACACACACACACACACACACACACACACACACACACACAUUCACACACACAUGCACACACACAUGCACACACGCAUACACACGUGCACACACACAUGCACACACACAUGCACACACACACACACGAGUAGGUAUAAUAUGUAUAUGCACACAAACCCAUCACACAGAUAAUGAAAAUGCUUGCUACAAAUUAUUCCUUUAUGCAUAAAAUAUUGAAAUAUUUAUGGGAUGCUUACCUUUCCAAGUAUUUCAUAGAAUUAUCCUACCUUUUGAUGCACUCCUUGUGUCUCCCAGGUACUGAUAAGGCUAUAUUAUGGAGGACAGAAGAGUCAGUACCCUCCCAUGCCUGCUUAAUAACACUUUGAGAAUUUGGGAAUAGUGGACAUGUCCAUACCAUGAGGCUUACGCUUAAUAAGGUUCUGCUUGUUUCCUAUCAGAUUAAAGUACACGAGUUUCCAAGUUAGUCAUUAAAGAAUUAUGUAUCACAAUCAUGUAGCCAGUCUUUUAUAUCUUUGACAGUAAGGCAAAAGUUGCCCUGCAUACAAAAGUUGCCCUCGCACUUCUCAAAACUGUUAGCAAAUUGUCUGCUAAAGGAAUAUUUGCUUGUGCAUAUUUAUGAUGCCUACUGUAUGUAUAGCUUCUUUGUCAAAUAAUUUAAGAUCUGGACAUAAAUUACUAAUUUUUUAAAUCUUUUGGUCUCAACUAUUGCAUUGAUUUAAUUGUGUAUCUGUAUGCUUGCCUGCCUGGUUUGUCCACUAUAAAAAAUACAAGAUUUUGUAACUAGUCUGAAACAAUUAAAACAAAAAUUUUAUAUUACCAUGCCCUUGGUAAUUUUAGAUUCACAUUUAAGUAUUUGGUAUCAGUCAGGCGUAGCAUAACUGUACUGAUGCAAAUGCAAUUUAUAUAGCAAAAUUAAGGCCAGCAUUGACCAUAGGGUAUGGUAUGAUUAUCAUUGUACUUUCAAAAUAAAAUUAUGAGGAAAAUUGGGAACCUACAAAGUUAAUUACAAAAAAUAGUGAUUUAUACGACCUCAGUUAGUCUGCUAUGGAGGAGCAGAUAUUAGCUGGUAAAAAAUAUCUGUUUAGUUGUGGAGUUUUAAUGACAGCUAUGCCAGUCACUUUUUUUUUUAAACAAUUAGUUCUAAAAGUUUGAAUAAAUUACUGGUAAAUUAAAUAAAAGAUUUAGUUCUAACACUUCUGGAGGUAGUGGAGAUGUCGUGUCUAAGGGCAGUGUGUGGUGUAAAUAUUAUGCAGAGAAUUCAUAGUGUGGAAAUUAGGGGAGGUGGAGUUACUAAAAGUAUUUUUCAAAGGACAGAAGAGGGGUUAUUGAGGUGGUUUGGUUAUUUAGAGAGGUGGAGCAAAAUAGAACUUGGAGGGCAUAUAACUCUGUAGGGGAGGGGAGGGAGGGAAGGAGCCAUAGAGGUUUUGCAGGCAAGGGGCCUGGACAUGCAGCACGCAUGUGUGAGCAUGUUAGAUUGGAGUGAAUGGAGACAAAUGGUUUUUGGGACCUGACAAGCUGUUGGAGUGUGAGCAGGGUAAUAUUUUGUGAAGGGAUUCAGAGAAACUAAUUAGCCAGACUUGAGUCCUGAAGGUGGGAAGUACAAUGCCUGCACUUUAAAGGAGGGGUUUGGGAUAUUGGCUGUUUGGAGUGACAUCUGAACUGUUGUAUCUGUGCGCCUCUGCAAACAUGGUGAUUAUGCGUGAAUGAUGGUGAAAGUGUUGAAUGAUGAUGAAAGUUUUUUUUUCUUUCUUUUGGGGUUUUUCUUUCCCUUUGGGUCACCCUGCCUCGAUGGGAAAUGGCCGACAUGUUUAAAAAAAAUAUAUGUAUAUUUUUAACAUACUGGCUGUCUCCCACUGAGGUGGGGUGACCAAAAAAAAGAAACUUUCACCAUCAUUCACACUAUCACUGUCUUUACAGAAAAAUUCAAGUGCCCAUUGCUAAGCUUUUUUUUUUUUUUUUUUUUUUAAAUCUUUGCUCCUAAGAAGUGUAGAAACAAAUUCGAGAACAAAUGGAGCAAAUUGCUCGUAUUGUUGAAUAAGUCAGUGUACCAUAACAAGAACAAUUCACAACUAGGUGACCUUCACCCAGUACUGGCUGGACAUUGUCUAAUGUAUUAAUCCUCAAAACACUUGAUAGGACAUUAGCUUUUCCUCACCUGUUUAACUGAUUUGUUGACACUAAUGGGUUUAGCGCUCCUUUUUUGUUUUUUCCAAUAUGUCAGUCGUCUCCCACCGAGGCAGGGUGACCCACAUUAUUAUUAUUAUAAUCAAGGGGGAAGCACUAAACCCGUAGGAUUAUACAGCAGGGUGACCCACAAAGAAAGAAAAUCCCCAAAAAGAAAAAAUACUUUUAUCAUCAUUCAACACUUUCACUUCAUACAUAAUCACUGUGUUUGCAGAGGCACUCAGAUACGACAGUUUUUUAUCAUAAUAAUAUUAUAGUAAUAAUAAUAAUAUUAAUCAACUGAUUUGUUAUCUGGCAGGUUUUUUUUUAUCUUUUCUCUGGCAUCUAACUCAAAAUAGUCCAGGAGGGACUCAAACAUUGUCUAAAGUUUUCUCUCCAGUUGUUGAUUAGUUAUGAAUUAUGUAGUUUAUAAUAUUUGCAUUUUAUAUCACUCAUUUUCUUUUGGAUUGGCUGGCAACACUUAACCCUUUCAAGGUCGGAACCCGUGAUCUGAAACUUGCUCUCGGGGUCUAAGAAUUUUUAAAAAAUAAAAAAAUUCUCAUGAAAUGAUAAUCUUUUUCCGAAAGUAAUGAAACCAAAAGUACAAAAUUUGGUGGAAAACUAUGGAAUUGCACUCUUUCAAAGUUAGCUGUCUCAGCGAUUUCACCCACUUUGAGCCCUAUUUUUGGCCAAUUCCAUUGUUCCAUCAACCAAACUCAGCUAUUUUGCUAGUAUUCCUUCUAAUAGUUGAGUACAAGAAACCACCCAUUUACCUAUUGCAACUACCCAUAAAAGUGAUCAGAAAUUGGUAAUUUUGCCAGUUUCACACAAAAUUAAAAAAUUGCCAAUUUAAAAACAGGGUCCAGAAUUAACAAUGUAGACAUUCCUAGCACUAAAACAUUUCCUCUGUUCAUUAGUUAUGUACCCAGGCUUCUCUUAUAUUACACUUGCUUUCUAUUUUGAAUUUUUAUUCACAGUGCAUUAUUACAGUAAUGUAGACUACUGCAUCAUAAUAAUUGUACGUAUAAAUAUUAUUAUUAUUAUAUUAUAAUCAAGGGGGAAGCGCUAAACCCGGAGGAUCAUACAGCGCUUGGGGGGGAUGUGGAAGGCAUUCAGGCUUAAUUCGGGGAACUGGAGCACAGAUCCAAUUCCCUAAAUCAAGAGCCCCUCACCAACAUCAAGGAACCUUCCUUGAGGAGUACGUAUAAAUAAUGUCAGCACAUUCGUGAACAUUUUUUAGAUCGACCAGUUGGACGCAUAUUGGACAGGUGGCAAAAUUUGUGUACUCUGAAGUAUUGACAGAAAUCAAACAUUUCAACUACUUUGAGCUCAAUUUCAAGCUUUCAUUCCUGAAACCAAUGAAAAUUAUCUCUAUUUCUGUAAUAUAUCUUCCAUUGUAUAAGAUGAGAUGAAGAAACCAAGAAUAUAACCACAAAAACCAUACAAAAAUACACCACAAAGUUGCUGUUUUAAACAAAAAACAUGGUUGGAGUUUUUUCCCAUUAUGCACUGCAUACUGCAAUUUUUUUUUUUUUUUUUUUUUUUUUUUUUUUUUUUUUUUUUGUGUUGCACACUUACCACACAGACCCAUUCUCUCAUAUCUAGGCCCAGAUUUACUGCUCACAGUUUAUCUGAGAGAACUGACCUCAUCAUGUAUUAUUAUUAUUAUUAUUAUUAUUAUAAUCAAGGGGGAAGCGCUAAACCCAGAGGAUUAUACAGACCUCAUCAUGUAGAACAAGGGGAUCAACCCUGGCUUCAAAGUUGUAGUACAAAGGGACCUACCCCAAAAGGAUUAAAUUGAAGACCAACUAUCCAGUUUUAUUGAAAAUAUACUCGCUAGAUUUACUUUUCACGUGUUAAUUAUGGUAGAUAACCUAAUUACCUUUUGGAAGGUCUUAGAGAGCAUAGAAGUAUACACAGAGAAAGAAAAAGGAUUACCGACUUGCUUUAAAAAUGUGAAUAUGUCACAAUGAAGGAACAAAAUCUUAGCUGUGAGAUCACAUUGAGAUAGAAAAAAAUGGACAAAUGUCCAUAAUGCCAUAUCGAUAACAUCCAGUUGUCUUCUGAAGUAUCAGACAAAGUCCAAUAUAUCCAACGUUUUUCCAGUAGAAGUCAAAGCUGCCAUGUCUAGGACCUGUCUGUUUUCAUUGUUCCCCGAGCUGUAAGCCACCCAUGCCAGUUUAUUGUUUAUGCUCACCCAUGCAUAUGCUUGUUACUCAGUUUCUAAUUUUCCCUGGAUUUAGGGCAUUUUGUGUUACUUUAUUAACAUAUUAAAUACAGUUUAAUUGACAAUGGCUUUUAAAGCAAGUGAUGGUGCCAAGAGAAAAUGUGUAGUUCUCGGGAAUCUAAGCCUCCUCAUCCAUGUAUGCCUUCUUGGCCAUCUAUGUCUUCUUGGUCAUCUGUGUCUUCUCAGCCAUCUACAGAGCUUUGCAGUGCCUCUGACUCAGAGCUACAAGAUGAUGACUGCAUGACCUGUAAGGGUUUAGUGCUUUCCCCUAAUACUCCAGAAUGAUAGAACUACUAAACACCAGAGACAUCAAUGAACCAUAGACUAGCACAUAUGUAUAAUGUUUCUAAGAUCAAUGAAGCCAAUGUCCCACUUACCCCUAUUGCAUCAGGCAUUGGCAGUACUCCUCACAAAUUAGUGAGACCUCUAGCCAAAGAAUAUUGAAACUGAUGGGGCAGAUCAUAAACUCACAUUUACAACAUUGGUAACCUCAACUGUGUUAAAUACUAUACAUUAACAUGAGAAAUUAGCUAGUCUGGAUGUAGUUUCUUUAUUUACAAAUGUAUCUACAUUAUUAUUAUUAUAAUCAAAAAAGAAGCGCUAAGCCACAAGGGCUAUACAGCGCUGCAAUGUAUCUACAACCAAGGCUAUUGAGCUUCAUUGAAGGAAGGUCAAUGACUACUUUAAUCUUUCUGCCAACAGUUUCAUUGAUCUUAUUGAAAUGUUCGUGAAUUUUAAUUGCUUUUCUUAUAGUAACUCCCUGUAUAGGUAAAAUUUGGGCAUGGCAAUGGGGUCCCCUCAUUACUGUGUUACUAGCAAAUUGUACCUUCAGUACCUGAGGGUAAAAAAAAAAUUUCACCCCUUUCAUUCUUAACAUUGUGACAUGGUUGCUGUACGUGGAUAAUAUUCUUCUCACAGCACUUCGAAGGUUCCGCAUCACUGACGUAGGACAGAGAUUUCGCACAGUUGAGCUUUCCAUUAUAUUCACUUGAAGAGAAAUAUUAAGAGAAACUUAUUUUCUUUUCUAUACUUUUUUUUAUAGAUUUAGCAGUAAGCUCCCUUUCAAACAUGUACCCAGAAUUAACUAAAAAGGGCAGUUUAAUGCACUUAGACCACAACAAUAUGAAAUGUGGAGUUGUCAUUGGACUCUGAGGGCCUAGGGACUAGCAUGUAGCUCUGAGUACCCUGAGGGGUAUUCCCUAAACUAUACUUCCCUUUCAUUUCUUCAAUAACUGUAGAUGUUGGGCUCUAUGGACCUACGAUAUCCCCAAGUUUGACAAAUUUCUAGAAAGAUUUGUCACCCUUACAGUAAAGUGGGUAAAAAUAUUUCCAAUGCUUUCUCUAAGAACAAUCUUGGAGUAUCAUUACUAUGAGCAGUAUUAUUAGAAACUUAAAGAGCAAAUUUAGUUGAGUUGAAACCAAAGCUGGAUUACUUCGAACUAUGUGAAGGAUAUUAGGUUUACCACUUCUUUCUUUAUUGUAAUAUUAAUAUGUGAAGGAUGUGAGAAAAUAUACAUAGAGAUUUAUAAUGUCAAUGAACAUAAAUAUAUUUGCCAUAUUGACAAUGGUACAGUAAUAAUGCCUGUGUUAGUCACAGGACUAUCCCUGGCCACUUGAUAAAGUGAAAUGGAACACAUUGUCAUAUUAGGUGUAUCCUAGUGGUAGUGUAGUUUUAUUACAUCACCACUGCAAGGUUAACAUAUCUGUUGCUAGGCUACUGGCACACACAUGACCUCAUGGCCAUGCUGGGUUGGUAUUGUUUUUCAUGUACAGUACUAUGUUAUUAAAGUCACUCUGGUCAUAACUCCUUUAGUACUUCAUUGGUUGGCAUUUCCAUUGAAAAUAUGUGGUACUUUUUCUUUUGCUAUUGAAGUUGUUUCUGUAAUUAUACUGUAUGUUAUCUUUUGGAAUAUACCGUAUUUUACGGUGAAAAAAACGCUCGCGUCAAGGACGCCCCCAUUUCUGACUAAAUUUUGGAAAAAAGAUAAACGGUGGCCACAGUAAUAAUGUUAUGUUAAGCCUAAGGUAUUACAUGUAAAAACACAGUUAUUGAUGGUUCAUUUUAUGGUUGUUUACCACUGAUGCAGCUGACUGGUGGGAUUGCCAAAUGAAAUUUUCAAAUAGCACUGAAAACUGGCUAAAUUUACGUGAAACAGCUCUAAAAAACAUUACAAAAAUAACAUGUCCAUUGCUCUCACUGACCAGUAUACAGGCAAUUAUUCUAGAUCUUCUAAAUGAACCAACUUUCUCAGCAUAUACGGCUGUUUCUUGUGAUUGGCCGUGUUCUCUUUCUACUCACUGUCUCAAUGCAUGCGAGUGGAUGUGUUUACGGCUAGGACUGCAUACUGAUUUGUGAUGGUUAUUUUUUGUGUGUUUUAAAAAUAUUUUGUGUUGCUAUUUUGAAGUUUAUUGAUUUUGCUAUUUAAUAAGAGCACAUUUAUACUGCAACACAACAAAAACAAACCUACAGUGAGCAAAUGGUGGCUUUUGUGUAUUACUACUGGUGCUAAGCACCAACAAAUUUUUAUGAUUAUUUUUAUUAUUUUAUACAAAAUAGUUUAUGUAAUUCAUUAUUGGGUCAUAUACAGGAGUUUAAAUUACUGCCUAGUACAGUAUCGAAACACUUUCCUAGGCUUAGGCUGAGGCCUAUGAGCAACGCAGCUUUUGGCCUUCAAGAUGCUGAGUAAAAUUUAGACUUAUUUUGGAAAAAAAAAAAAAGUGUCUUUGAAGCUGUAAAAUACAGUAGUUGGUUAUUUAGAUGAAUAAAUGUAAUGUUCAGCAUCAAUCUGGUUUAUUGUGACCGGAACAAGUUCACUGCUUUAAUGCUUUUAUUAUAUCAUACAUUUAAGUUUGAGCUACAAUAUUUAAAUGUAAUUUAUUCAUUAAUAUCAAAUCAAAAUUUGCAAAGAGUUGGAUUUGAAAAUGGUUAAAGUGUAUUUACUCUCAAGUUUUUACAUACAUUAAUUUUUCUAGCUAAUAAAAAUUAUAUGAAAUGUCUAAUUUUGAAUAUUACCAUAUUUGAAUGAAGUGAUGUUGAGCUUGAGUGGUUUAGCAUUGUAGUGUGUGGUACAGUAUUGAUAUUAUGUAUAAUAUAUAUAUAUUACAGAAUCUCACCAAAAAAAACAAAAAAUGGGACUACAGCAUAGUAUAUGUCGAAUCGGUUUGGUAAUAUAAUUAUAGAGAUGUGAUUCAAUACACUGGUGAUGUAUAUAUUUUGUUGCUUAUGUGCUCAUUAGUGCUAUACCUUUUCAGCACCACAAUCAAGGACUGAAUUUUUGUUCUGAUACUCAUAAAUGUAUAAAGAAAUACAUUUCUCUGAACCUUUAUGGACUUGUUUAUAUGUAUGUUUAAUAUUCCUGUUUGUAACAUAUGUGGCUGGUUAAGUUUAGGUAUUGUGUACAUAAACUAACAGAGAAUGAAUUAUUGGUUGGAAUGAUGAUCUUGGGUUGUGAGUGACAUGUAAACUGGUGUGGAAAGAUGUCAUUAUGCCAACCAAAACAAAAAAAAAUAAUAAAAUCCUUGAAUGUUAACUUUACAUGUACCUCCUGCACUUAAUAAUUUUCUGUAUGUAUAUCCUGACUUGAAGUAGCCUACCUACUAGUGGGUACAAUAGUGCCAAAAUGUUGUAGCAUUGCACAACAACAAUAUUUGUGCUUAGUGUCCUACAACUCAAGUAAGCACAAUAAAGGUAAUUAAUUAUUUAUUAAGACAUAUUGAUGCAAAAUGAAAAAAUACCAUUGGAUACAUUUUUUCUAUACCAGAUUAUUUUGUUUUGAACAUACAGAAUAGAAAUGCCUUAAAGUGGCUUAUGCAGAUAUCUCUAACAGGGAACAAAAAUUUCCAUGAUGCAUUUUGAAAAUAAACAUAAUUAAGUGUUAGAUGUUGGGGGUGGGUUUAUUACUUCCCCUUGAUUAUAAUAAUAAUAAAUAUUGGGUUUUGUUCUUAGUUUGAUUAUAGUAAUUAUAACCAAUUGUAUGAAAUAUGCUUAGAGACUUAUCUACAGGGGCUGAUUGUGUGAUGCUAUACGUACAUGAAAUGUACCAAUGGGUAAAGUAUGAAAUGCAUUCAGCUGAAUAUUUUUCUUGUUAAUGAAAAUUAUAUCAAUACAUAUACAUCAUAAUAAUUCUUUUAUAUGACUAAAAAUAUGGAAAAAGCUGACAUUGUCCAAUGUGCAUUGCAUCAUUUUGUGUAUUAAUUAUGCAUAAUAUAAUGUCAAGACAGUCUAAAUUGAAACCUUUAGUAAAUAUGUUUAAUGGAAAGUCAUUGUACUAGCGAGUAAAAGUUGAAGGAAUUCACACUUUCCAAAUUUAAAAUCUAGUGAUGCUCUGUUGGUUUGUAGUUACAAGACUGUCAGUUUAUGUUUGGCAUCAGUUACCAGAUUUAGAGGCCUAUUUAAAGCUAAUUUUGUGAGUGAAACAACUAUGAAUAAAUUGCAGAAAUACCAAAGCAUUGGUAAACAUCUUAAUUUCAUAUACAGACAUCUUCAUAUAUCUAAACAUUGGAAGAUUGUUUCAUCAAUGCUAAAACAACUAAAAAUUAUUGCCAAUAUUUAAUUGGAUUCUUCAUAUUGAAAAUGUAUCUAAGGUACACAAAUAAGAAUAUAAAUAUUAUAAUAUCUAACCUAAUAUUCAUAAGGACCAGCUAUUCUGAUGGGUAAUUGUUCUCAGCUGUUUUACUACUGAUGGAGUCUGAUACGUCAAAAUGUUAAGAUAAAUGAAGAUACAGUGGUACCUCAGGAUACGAACAGCUUAAAACUCGAACAAUUAUGUAAGUGUAUUUAUGUAAGUGCUUUUGUAAGUGUAUUUUUGGGGGUCUGAAACAGAUUAAUCUAAUUUACAUUAUUCCUUAUGGGAACAAAUUCGUUCGGUAUCGGCACUCAAACAGCCUUCUGAAAUGAAUUAAGUUUGUAUCCUGAGGUACCACUGUAUUUGGAUAUUAAGAUGUUUACCAGAGAUCUGGUAUUUAUUUUUAUUAUUUGUUUGAGUCCCAUGAGGAAAACCUAUUUCUGAAGUUGUAACUUAUGAAAUUGUAUAGUUAUAAAUUAACUUAUGAAAUUAUAUCGUUAUAAAUUAAAAGUUUAUAAAAUAUUAACAAAUGACAGUGAAAUAAACAAAUAUGAGUUUUGUCA
Cherax quadricarinatus is the source of this 13547-nucleotide messenger RNA. RefSeq names its product nucleobindin-2. Gene Ontology annotation, cellular component: endoplasmic reticulum-Golgi intermediate compartment; extracellular exosome. Lineage: Eukaryota; Metazoa; Arthropoda; Malacostraca; Decapoda; Parastacidae. Gene Ontology annotation, molecular function: calcium ion binding. The record is from RefSeq and is a predicted model, not a curated record.